This is a messenger RNA of Cinara cedri, 18702 nucleotides long. The record is from the annotation of a GenBank genome assembly. NCBI's taxonomy places the organism in Eukaryota, Metazoa, Arthropoda, Insecta, Hemiptera, Aphididae.
UGUCUAUCGUGUAUUGGCUACACUGAUUAGAAAGAUGAUGGAUUUUAUAUGGCAACUGGUUAAGGUGGGGAUAAAAGAUAGAACGGGCGAUAGAGAAGUGCAAAAUGCAAAAUUGUUUUUGUGGUUUUGUUCUUUAAAUAAUUUGGUAAUAUAAUUUUUUGUCCGGUAUCCGGUUAUUUUGUUCAUACUUCUCACAUUAUUGAGGAAUUUGUUAACUAUAUUUAACCGUUGUAUUAUCGAUUGAUUGAAAUGGUCGGGGUGAAUUACGUCAAUAGUGUCGUUUUAGUUCCAUUUUUAUGAUGACUAAGGCUUGUGAUAAAGGUAAGACAUUUUGAACAUAGCUCGAUAAUAUCGUUAACAUAACAUUGAGUGGGCAUUUGUCUACUAAAGAGCAUUUUAGUUGUAAAUUAAUUCACAUUAAAUUUGUUCUAAAUUCUUUUCAGUUUGCACAGGGAAACUAUUUAAAAUGUUAGUAAUUGUUAAAUUAUAAAAGAAAAGUUAAUUUAUCUAAUGAUUUUUCCUCCAUAGGUUACCGUUUUUUUGAAUGAUUGUUAGUACUUAUUAUUAGUAAUGGACGAAAAGCUAUUAAAUGAUUUGCUGGAGUGUUCAGUAUGUCUAGAACGCUUGGACACAUCAAGCAAAGUGUUGCCUUGUCAGCAUACAUUUUGCAAAAAAUGCCUAGAUGAAAUAGUAGCCACUCAUAAAGAUUUACGGUGUCCAGAGUGUCGAACACUUGUUGAGUGCCGAAUAGAUGAGCUGCCACCUAAUGUAUUACUCAUGCGGAUAUUGGAAGGGAUGAAGACUAAAAAUACAACCACAAUAUCACCACCAAAAAAACCUUCAGCUGUUGAAUGUUCAGAUCAAAGGCCACAAAAACCAUCUAAACAGGUUAUUAUUUCAUUAAAUUAUUGUUAUUUAUAAAAUACUAGGUACUUAAUUUACUUCUAUCUGUAACAUAACUAAAAAUAUGUUCAAAUUAAUAAUUAUAAACACACUCUUCUAUUGAUUGUUGAAUUUAUAAUAAUUAAGUAGUGUAAGUAACACUAUAGCAAAAUAAAAACAAAGAUAAGUGUAAUUUAUGUAUGAAGAAUAUCUACCCUAAUAAAAAAUAUUGUAAGCUUUGUAACUAUGGUUGAGUGACUUCAAUAAAUAAUUUCAAACUAAUUAAUUCAUUUAUUUGUUGAAGUAUAACUGGAAAAUACUAUAGGUUUUAGUUAUAGUUGAACAUUUUUACUAAUUUAAAAAGUGUUUCUGAAAAAAAUAUACAACAUUGUAAGAUAAAUAAAAUGCCUAUUAGUUAAAAGCUCUUUCAAUAUACUCAGAAUUUAAAAAAUAUUGGAAAACACACAUUCCUAUUUAUACAAUUCAACCAUGUAUCUAUUUAAUAUUAUUUAUUAAGUUUAUUUCAAUUAGUAAAUGGGUACUGUAUACUUUUUAGGUGCCAUAUCAACGUAAUAUGUUUGCAAGAGCAUUGUACGAUUACUCUUCCAAAGAAUCUGGGUAACUAUUUAAAUUCAUAAUGUAUGAACAUUUUAUAUUUAAUUCAGUUUCUAACUUAAAAAAAAGUAGUUAUGUCUUAUUUAACCAAUGUAUUAUUUGUUUAGAGAUUUAAAUUUUAAAAAGGGAGAUAUGAUCAUAUUACGACAAAAAGUUGAUUCUAAUUGGUAUCAAGGAGAAGCGAAUGGAGUAAUUGGUAUUUUUCCUUUAUCAUAUGUACAGGUUAGUUAAUUUUCAAAUAUUUAAUAUUUUGAUAUAGAUAUAGUGGCAGGAAUAAUAAAAACAAAUUUUAUUGAUUUUAAACUAUAUUCAAUGUAUAAAUAAAUCAUUCAAGAAUAUAUGUUGUGCGAAAAACUGCAUAAUUUUCUUGUGUUUUUUUAGUAAAUAUCUAGAUAGUAAUAAUAUGUUGUUAUAUUAUUUGGACAGUAUAUUACUUUUAUAAACAGGAGUUAUGUUAUUAAAUUAAAAAUAAAUAACUUGAAGUAUUUUAUUUUUUUUAGUUCAGAAAAAAAUAUUACCUUUAAUAUUUUUGAGGGGUAGUUUUUUAAAUCUACUUUAGUGUCAUGGGAAAUUAAAAGAGUGUUUAAAUUUAAAAAGUGAACUGGUUUCCAAAAAUACAUUUUUAUCUACCUUUAAUAAUAUUUCUUUAUGUCCAAAUUAUAUAAUUUUAGUUCAUUUAUAUUUGUUGAUAUAUCUUGUAUAAAUAGGUAUACUUCAUAAUUUGAAGUUUAAAAAAGACAGAUAUACUUCACAUGAUGGGUGGGCCACUGUUGUAAGUUAGAAAUUGUGAAAAAAGGGGAAAUUUAAUGUAUAUCUGUACUCAAAAAUUAGUCAUUGAUUACGAAAAACAAUUCUAAACCGAGUUCAGUUAUAGAUGUUGUUUAGAAAGGCCAUAAUAUUUACGAUUUGAAAAUAAUACAUUUUGUAGAUUUUCCCUUUAACCUGGUUUUUUCUAUUUAUUAUAAAAACCCUGAGAAAAUCAAAAAAUGAUAUAUCUAAAGUACUACCCCAGUCAGAUUUCCUUUAUAAAAAAGUGCUAUACUUGAAAAUUGGAGCAAAAUUUCUGGUUUAGAAAUUCACAAAAAAAACUUAAAAUCAAUACAUUUUUUUUAACUUUGUUCAGAAUCUCAAAUUAAUAAUGUUAUUCACUUUAUAAAGUAACUGCAUACAAAUUGAUCAUUAUAUAUUUUAUAGCAGUAUUUCAAGUUACAAUUUUUAAUAUUUUUCACCCAUUUGCAAUUAAAUAAUAAACAUUUGACCUCUUUGUCAAUUAGUUUUCCAUUUACCUAACAAUUUUAAAUUAAAUAAAUUGAUAGCUUGAGUAGAAUCUUUCUUUAAAUUCAUUAUUGUAUUUGUAUAGAAAACACUUGUGAGAAUAGAAUCUAAUAUUAUACAGUGUGAUCACGAUUUAAGGUAACACUAAAUAUCUUUGGUGAAUGACCUUGUAUUGAAAUGGGGUUUCCGGGAGGUGAUAGGGAGUACCUAAAUACAUAUUUUCAAAUUUGUAAAACUUUUGGUAUGCGCAUGCGCAAUACAACUUACAUUUUUUUAAAUGGAAACACUAUUUUUUUCUACAUAUUCGGAUAGAUUAUUUUUUAUUUUUUGUAUUCAAAGUUUUUUUCUAUUUAUAAAACUGACCAAGUUAGAGUAAUUCAAAAUUUGGAUUUCUGUAUAAUUCGUGUUUAAUGAAAUUUUUAUUUAAAACCACUGGAAAUAUUAAAAUAAUUGUGAAAUAAUUAAACAUUAUUUUUAGUGUAUGAUAUUUCAUCAACUGUAUUAAUUAAAUGUAAUACAAAAUAGUUAUAAUGGUAAUAUUAAUAUUAAUAUUAUAAUAAAAAAUAAAAUGUAUUAAAUAAAUUAUGUUCUAAACAUGAUUCAAGUAGUCUCAAAAAUUCAGUCGAAGUUGCCGCCUUGAUUUACUCCUCACUUAAAAUAUCACAUGCUGUCUGAAGAUUGACAGGUGGAUUUGCAUAAACCACAGUCUUCAAAUAUCCCCAUUAAAAAAAAAUCUAGUGUCGUCAAAUCUGAGGAUCGUGCAGGCCAAGGAACGACGCCAUAAGUACCAAUCCAGCGGUUUGGAAAUAUUUAAUUUAAAUAUCGUCUAACAAUAAUUGCAUUGUGAGCUAGUCCUCCAUCUUGCUGGAAAAACAUACGGUUCCGUGUGUCUGAUGAAACAUCAUCCAACAGUCUUGGUAGUUCGUUGGUUAAGAAAUUGAGAUAUAGUCUGCCAUUAAGCGUACCAUCGUAAAAGAACGGUUCUAUUAGCUUUCCAUCAACUAACCUAUAUCAUACAUUAAUUCCCCAAACCGUUUGAAAAUUAGUUUCACAUGACCAGUGUGGGUUUGUGUCAUCAAAGCAUCGAUGAUUUUGUUUAUUCAUAAAGCCAUUGUUAGUGAGUUUUGAUUCAUCCCUCCAAAGAAUAUGAUUGACAAUUAAAGGGUUAUCAUACAAUUUAAUAUAGAACCAAGCUGUACAUUCUAACCUACGAAUAGAAUCUCUUGCACACAAAUGUUGGCCAAAAUCGAUUUUAUAUGGGUGCAUUUUGUGUUUUUUUAGAAUUUUUUGAACAUAACCAUAUGAAACUCCAAUUUCGCGAGCAACAUGCCUAAUUGACGAACGUGGAUUACCUCUUAUGUAUGCUAGUACCUGUAAUUCUGUAUCGUCAUCAAACAUAUUUGCUCUACGCCUUUGUUAAAUUAUUUGUCUGCCAAGAAAUCUUCCUUCCUCUUUUAACCCUUUUAAAAGUCGUAAAACAUAAUUAUAAGGUGGAUGGUACCUUUCUGGGUAUCGUUCAGCAUACUUCAUAGCAGCUAGGCGUACAUUACGUUGACAUUCGCCAUAAAUUAAAACCAAUUCAACUUUUUCAGCAUUAUUCAUAUUUAAAAAAUUAUAAUUUAUAGGAGCACUUAAUAACCAGACAUCCACAGAUAACGCACACACUUUAGAACAGGUCUAGUUACAGAAUAAAACUAAAAUUAUAAUUUAAAUCAGACUUAAAUGCCUUAUUAUCUAAUUAUCUUAUCGUUAUUAGAGCUAUUGUAAAAUAAAAUAAAAUUUCACUAUAAAAUAAGUUAAAAUUGUAAUCUUAUUAUUACAGUUUACUGAACAAAAAUUAUUACAUAUUCGAGAUAUUCAUUCUAGUGACCAACAGUAUUUUUAAAUUAUUAUUUGUAAACAGAAAAAGUAAAUUGAACAUUUAUUUCACAAUUAUUUUAGUAUUUCCAGUGGUUAUAAAUGAAAAUUUUAUUAAACACGAAUUAAAAAAAAAAAUAGUGUUUCCGUUUAAAAAAAUGUAAGUUGUAUUGCGCUUGAGCAUACCAAAAGUGUUACAAAUUUGAAAUUUAUUUGAAAAUAUGUAAUUAGGUACUCCCUAUCACCUCCCGAAAACCCCAUUUCAAUACAAGGUCAUUCACCAAAGAUAUUUAGUAUUACCUUAAAUCGUGAUCACAUUGUAUACAUAAAAAAAAAAACGCAAUAAGAUCAGGAUUUCGUUACUAAAGUCCAAUUUUCCCCCACCUAUUUUGUGUUGUAGGAAUAUUCUUUAUAAAUAAUCAGAUAUUUUAAUAAUUAGAUAUAUUAUGAAUCCUGAUUUUUAAGGUUGAACUGAACUGAACUAAAUUUUUAAAAAGUAAAAAGAUUAAGUUAGGUUAACCUUUACAACCUUUAUUAAUUUAUAAUUAUGAGAAAAAAUAGAACUUUUAUUUUUCAUAACAAGGCCGCUCUAUCCUACCACAGAACAUUAUGACCGCAGAAUCUGCAUCAAAUGAUUUUCUAACCAAAUUAUUGGAUAUUUGAUUCAGUUUGAUUAUUUGCAAUUUUAAUUUUGAUUUUUGAACCGUUCAUUACAUUAUAAUACAAUACUACUAUUCUCUAAAGAUUUUGAUUAAAUUUGAUUUAUUUUUUUUGUCAUUUUGGUAUUGUUUGAGCUUCAUUUUAGCACUAUUUUAAAAUUACAACUCCCUUUCCCUUUUAAACACAGAUUUGAAUAAAGAAUAUUUUUCUAACCAUUUUCAUAUUCAUAACCCUUCUAUCAAAUUUACUGCAUUUUAUAAAUACAUAUCAUUGCAAAUUUGCAUUCAGUAGGAACAAUUUUUGCUAUUAUUUUUGAUUCUGAGUGUAGUGAAGAAUAUAUUAAUUUUACAAUGAUUUUUUUAUAAAUAUAUAUACUGUGACAAAAAUAUCUACUAGAAACCUUAAUUUGGUAUGUAAGUGUCUGUCGCACCAUUUCUAAUGAAAUUUUGUCUAGAUGGUAUUUUGGGAAGGAUAUUUUCUGAUUUUUCAAGUGGUUUUCAUAAUAUUUGGAAAACUGAAUAAAACUUAAGAAAAACAGGAACAUUUACAAAAAUAAUGCUUUUAUUAUUUCCAAUUUUAUUUUUUGUUGCAAUUCAAUUUAAAAUAUUUGUAUGGACUUGAAUUUAGGCACAAAAUGUAUGUUUUCUUUUUAUAGAAGUGGUAAAAUGUUGAAAUAUUUUUUAGCUAUUUAUGGACAUUUUAAUUUUGCAAAUUUCGUAAGUCUUUUUUUAUUUGGUAGGUACUCUAUAAUAAAAUUGUUAGACUAAACUGAAAUUAUUGAAAAUUUAACAGGAUGUUUUGAAAUUCUGAUAUUAUUUGUGUUAAAUAACUCAACAUUGUCAGUUGUGUAGUAUGUGUAUAGUGGUGGUACAUACAUACCUAUUGUCAUCCUAGAUAUCAAAAGUUCAAAUUUUAAUUAAAAUAUACCCCUUGAUUUUUUGUGCAAACUUUCCUACCAGCAAUUUUACUCUGAUGUGUGUAUCAAGUGUAGCACCUUUCUGAAAAGAAAUUUUAUUUACACAGUAAUUGAGAGGCCAUUUUAUAAUUUUUCAAGCGGUCUUCAUAAUACCUGGGGAAAACCUGAAAAAAAUAUCAAAAAAACAAGAAAAUUUACAAAAAUAAUCCUUUUUAAUUUAGCUAAAAUUAUAAAAUUGUAUAAUAAGAAAAUAUUUUUAAUAACUAAUGAAACAAUAUCUAUUUACUGUGUAAUUUCAUUUAAUCGAUAUAUUUCCGAAUCAUUUUUCAUUAGCAAUGAUUUAUCUUUGCUUACAGGUAUACACUAAAUUCCGCUCCAUACCUUACCUUCCUAGCUUUUUAUCUAUAACAAUGGUCCACCCAUCGUGCAAAGUAUAUUCGUCUUUUUAAUAUUUGAGUGAAAUGACCUAUUAUGAAAUUUCUUAAGACACUAUCUAUAUUUUAAAUGCCUGGGGUUUCUUUUUACAUAGUUAAAUCUUUAAGCAAAUUAAAAUGUGUAGAUAAGAAAAUCACAUCCUCUUAAGUACUCAAAUCGUUGAUUUUCAAAGAAAAUCAGUAAUUCAAUUAUUUAUUUAUGACACAAGACUAUUUUUACCAUUUAAUGUAAGUGUACAUAAAAUAACAGUUUUAGUGUUCAUCAAUUCUGUUUGUAUUGAUUGAAUUAAUUUAUAAAUUUAUUAAUUAUUUUCUGUUAACAUUAGGUUUUUCCAACAUCACUUCCUAGUCAUAUACCACAAUGUAAAGCAUUAUAUGAUUUUAAAAUGAACAAAGAGGAUGAUGAAGGGUGUUUAUCAUUUUCAAAAGUAAUUGAUUAUAAUUUUAUAUUAAAAUUUUUUUUAAAAAAAAAGUUAAUUAUCUUAUUAAAUAUUUAAUAACAGUUGUUUAUUUCCUAGGGGGAUGUAAUAACAGUUAUGAAGCGGGUUGAUCAAAAUUGGGCAGAAGGAAAAAUUGGCAAUCGAAUUGGUAUAUUUCCUCUAUCGUUUGUUGACUUAAAUCAAAUUGCUCGUGCAUUAAUGAAACUCUCUAGGUAAGUAUUUUAAAUAUAUCAAAAAUGUGUAAGUCGUAAUUUGUUUUUAAUUUUAUUUAGUUCACAACCAAUUCAAAGUAGAAUUGCUCCCCCUACCCCUGAAGAAGCUCCUAUAUUAUCAUAUGAAGCAUCGGGUAUUUCUCAAUCACCUAACACCAAACAUAACGUAUCAGAUGAAGCAAAAACUGCAUCAGAUAAUAUAAAGGGAAUUGGUGAAAAUAUUUCAUCGCCAUCUUCUACAGCUACCCCAUCUCCAAAUACUACUUCUCCAUCAGAUACUUUAUCCAGUUCAUCAAGUCAUUCGCCUUCACAUGCUGCUUUUGUUGAUGUCGCUACAAAUCGUUCUUUACCAACAUCUAAUCCAGAUCCACCUAAACGUCAUAGUUUUACAAAUGGUGUUGGGCCUGUUUCAUUAGCUCCGCAUUUACCAGAAAACAAAAGGCAAGUUAAAAAUUAUUUAAAAAUAUUUCUUCAAAUCUGAUAGCUAGAAAUUAUUUAAAGUAUUGUGUUUCAUCAAUGACAGUGGUAGCAAAACUUUUUUACCGCAGGCCAUAAAAAAAAAAAAAAUUGGCGGACCUGAAAUUUGAAAUUUGCGUUUAAACUGUAGUCAUUAGAAUUUUAGGUAUAGGUAUGUAAUUACAUAUUUAAUGACGUUUUAAAUCUACUUACUCAUUUUAAUGGCUUUAUUUAAUCCUUUAUUAAUUUACUUAAUUAUAUCUACAAAUAAAAAUGUAUAUUUAUUUAAAGUAUACAAAAUAUCAAUUUACACUUACAAAAAAUAUUUUUAAAUUUAUUUAUUUGUUAAUGUGAAUUAUGAGCUUGUUUCUGUUGACAGGCGACAUCAAUAUUAGGUUCUAAUUUCAUAGAAUUUACCUGGUACUGGCAUGAAGAUAUUCAUUUGUAAUUCAAGAUUAAGUUUUAUUUUUAUAGAUUUUCAUUGUUGUAAAAAUACUUGUUUACAAAUAUGUGUUGAACCAAAUAUACAACACUUCUUAGCUGCAAACUUCUGAACAUUUGGGAAACCUUUAAACAUAUUUGAAUAAAUUGAACAACAUUUUCAGAGCUUGAAAAAUUAUUAAAUGUAGUUUUUAAAUAAUUAUUAAAUUGGAGUUCUAUAAUUUCUAAUUGUAAAAAAGCUUCACCAAUAUCGGGAUUUAUAUUAAUUGGAUUUUAAAAUAGAUUUAUAUAAGUUUUUCAUUUGAUCAAAUGUCUUUAAAACAAUUUUCAAAUUCAUGAAUAGCACGUUUAUAAUUUUUAUAAGAAGUAAUUUUGGAAAUAUACCAAAUCUUCUGUUUUUAUAGUAGUAAAACAUUCAAAAUGAGAGAAAUCAAAUUCUUCAAUUUGAUUUAGGAAUAAAGAUAAUUUAUUUUGGAAAGCUUUUACUGAAUCAAACAUAGUACUAAUGAGGUUUUCUUUUCCUUGUAAUUUUAGAUUUAACAAAUUCAAAUGAUUUGUUAUAUCUGUAAAUAUUGCUUAAUCUCAAAGCCAUUUAUCAUCUUUUAAUUGUGAAUAUUGUUUAUAUUUUUUAGGUAAAAAAUUGUUUCGACAUUUUUUUUUUUUACUUGGCCUUCGUACAUUACUAUGGUAUAUAACAUCUUUAUACUCAGACUCUAUUUCUGAUAGAAAAUUUUGAAAUUGAUGAUGAUUCAAUCCAAAUGAUCUUAUAAAAUUAAUAAUUUGUACAAUAGACAUAACAUUUUUUAAAUCUAAAACUUUCCCACCUAAUGCUUGUUGGUAAACAAUGCAAUGAACUCCAAUUGGCGGAGAAAAAUUUAGUUCAGACAUUUUUGAAUUUAUUCUUGCAAUAAGUUCACCCUUAAAGCCUAUCAUAAUUUUUGCACUGUCUAAAGUAACACUAACAAUAUUUUCAAAAUUAAGACCUAGUUUUUCGAAUGUAUUUUAUAAAGCUUUGAUUAUAUCUUCUCCUGUUACCACUCAAACUCUCCAACACUCCCAACUCUUCUGUUAUUUCAAAAUUUGCAUUCACAUCUCGUAAAAAAAUUAGGAGUUGUACCGUAUUUUUCAUAUCUGAACUCUCAUCCAGUGCUAUUGAAAAAUAUUAAAAUGUUGUAAUUUGUCUUGCACUUGUUCAAAAAGAUUAAGUCUAAGAUUCUAUUCUUCUAGUUAUUGUUUUGCGUGACAAACUAACUUGUUCAAACAUUUUUUUUUAGGAUAUAUUUCAUCAAUAACAUGUAGCAUACACUUCUUAACAAAUUCUCCCUUAAAAAAAGAUUUACUUUCUUUGAUUAUUAAUUGAGCGACCAGAUAACUAGCACGGACAGAAGACACAUUUUGUUCACAUUGUUUCUUAAAUAUAUUUUGUUGAAAAUUAUGAUUUUUUUUCUACAUAUUAUACACAUACCUUUAUUUUGCCAUUCUAUAAAAAAGUAAUAGUCUUCCUACUGAUUUUUAAAAAUUCAAAAUUUUGAAUCAAUUUUUCUUUUUUUUUUUUUAAACAUAAUGAACUUUCACAAUACAUAACGACAACGUAAUAACAACACUAAUUUUAUAUUAGUGAUGUCCUGACGGCAGACGAAUAAUGACUGUGUGCUCGUACAGAACAAUUUUAUUACGUAUUGUUGAUACGGUAAUAUUAUUUAUAUUAUAAAUGACGUUGUGACAAAAACGCUACGGCACAGCAAUACAGGAUUUUGAACCUGUUCUAGACUAUGAGCCAUUUCCAUUUAUCCGAUUAACAACGUAAAUGUCAAUAAGCAAUUAAAAAAACUAGGAAAUAUUUAAUUAUAUUUUAAUACAUUAUUUUAAAUAUGAAUAAUGUAUUUUUUUUUUUUUUUUUUACGUAAAAGUAAAAUAUUAUAGAUACGCAAAUAAGUGCUGUAAUGUAGAAUACUUUCGCGUGCCAAAUAAUAAAUGAUGGUGGGCCGGAGUUGGCCACUGCUGAUCUAUGAUAUAAUUCUUAGAUAGUAUCCAUGGUCUUUCAUUCCAUUCUAGUGCAUAUUAUGUUAUAUUUCAUUUAUACAUAACAUGUUUCUUUCCCUUUCCAAUUUCUUAGUUGUGCCUUUAGGCACUAAAAUGUUCUUUUGUAUUGUAUAUGACUAUAGUGACCUCCUAUAUUUAUAAAAUUGAGUUUAUUGUUAAUAUGCAAGUCUCAUAAAUAACCUCAACAAUUUACUCAUGUGUGUUGUAGACAUUCAGCUGAGAUUUUAUCACAAGAUGAUAUUGCUGUUUUUUCCAGUCCAAAUGCUAAUUUAGAAAUACCAUCUAAUCAGGUAAAUUAUAUUGUAUUAAUUGUACUGAUUUAAUUAUUAUGCAUGCAGUAUUUAAAAAAUUAAAAUGAAUGAUUUAUUUUUUUAUAUAUAUAUUAUUUAAAUAAUAAUAAUAUCACUUUAUAAUAUUAUAAUACUAAAUAAUCUCUGUAAUCCGACUCAUUUUUUUUUUUUUUUUAUGUAUAACAUAUAAUGUGAUCAAUUUUAAAAUUUAGUUCUCAGAAAGGAUAAGAGUUACUGAAAUACAUAUUUUAUAAUAAAUUUUAUUAACACUUCUUUUAAACAGUUUUUUUUCAAGCUAUUUUGAUCUACACAAUUUGUUUUAUUUUUUUUAAAAAAGUUUAAUAACUUCAGUAUAAGUAUUUUUUGAAUUUUAUAACCAUUUUAUGGGGAAAAUAAUAGUAAUUACAGGUUAAUCAUACACAUAUGGGUGUACUAAAAAGUAACCCAACUGAUAUUUUAGGAGGGUGCUAAGGUUUUGUAGUAUCAGGUUUAUGCCGGUAGGGGCAUGUAAAAGUAUUUUUUACCAGUGUUAUAUACACCCUAUGUUUUGUUUACACUCUGUAUAAUUUAUGGUAUAAUGUAUAAUAUUAUAUUUAAUAAUCUGUUGCGUCUGCGCCUGAAUACAAUCAAUAUGGGAAUGUCCAGGCCUGUAGGUUUCUCGUGGACUCAGCCGGUUUCACUGGCUGUCCAGGGGACGGGCUUCUAAAGGUGAUAGAGCCUAAGUCAGUCGGAGUCUAGACAAAUGAACAAACAACCAUCAGAGCAUUCAUUCAUUCAUUUUUACUUUAAUUAUUAUUUAAUUUUUAAUAAAGUGAUUUUUUUAUAAAUAUAAGUUGUUCACUUUCAUUUAACAAAAAUUAAAAAUAACGUACAUUGAAUUCAUACAUUCCCAAUCAAUAUGCUAACUGUCAUUAUUGUAGAACAUUUUUUUUCUGUUAAUGUAAAUUUUUUUUCUAAUUGUUUGUUUUGCGUGUUUAUCAUUUUUAGCUAAUUUUUGUAAACAACACUCAGCCGUAAAAUUUUACUUUUCCUGCUUGGGAUAACUGACAUUUCUUGAAGAGUUUAGUAUAGAGAAUUUUAAGUGAAGAUUAGGGGAUGAGAAAGGUAGUUGCAUAAUUAGUUCUUUAACAACCCUUUCUCUGUAUUGAUUUUUUACCAAAAAUGAUAUAACCACUGUGCCCCACCCACCCUGUACACCCGAUCUUGCCACCUACGACUUGUUUACCUCGUGUUGUUGAAGUAAUGAAAAUAACAACAGUCUCUGUCAGGCAUUAUUAAAGAGACAUUUUUAAAUGAUUUUAACAGUAGAAUAAAAGAUUGGUCAAGUACAUUAACUCCAAUGGAGAGUACUUGAAAGAGAUAACAUGUAUUUUGUAGAUUAAUUAAAUAAAUAAUAUUGUACAAAAUAUAUUAUGGUUUCUUUUGUGUAUUCUCGCAUGCAUAAUGUUAACAUAAAAUUAAUACUUAAAAUAUAUACAUUACCUAGGUUAAUGCAGGAUAAAGUAUAAAUAACAAUUUACUUUUUUAUGGUUGUUAGUUUUGAUUAUUUCGUAUUAAUAUAUUGUUUAUUGUAGUAAAAUUUUACCUUGAUAUAUAUUUUAUUUUAGGCUAAUGGAAUGAAAGAUUCUAAACUUCAUCGUCAUGGAAGUCUUAGAAGUCACUCUAGACCAAUAGUUAACCAAAGCCUGAGAUCUAAAGUACCUCUUCAUCUACCAGCAAAGUGAGUUUUUAAAUUAUUAAAUUGUUACAAUUAUUUCAGGACGAUUAGAAAUAAUACAAAUAUGUUAUAUGAAAAACAGAAUGGUUUUUAAAUGAAACCACUAUUCUUAGGUUAUUUUACGUUUAUUCUUAACAUAUUCACAUAAAUACUAAAAUAAAUACUUGUUGAUAUUUUAUUUACAAUUCUUAUACUAAUAGACAUGUCAUCAUAUUAUUACAUUUCCAUCAAGAUUUAAGGCUUUUGGAGCCGGUUUUCCAUAUUUUAGAAUAUUUUUUUUCUCAAAAUCGUUUAUUAUAUUUGAAUUACCACCUUAAAGAUAAACCUUUUCACUUAUCUACUACCUGAUAACACUUAGGGUAUAGAGGUAUGGCUAUUGUUACAAAUAAAAUUGACUUCAUAUGAAAAAUGUAUGCCUCGUAGAACGCUUCAAUUUUAAUUUUACAACUCAUUGAACUUUGAUUUUGGAUUAAUCUGUAUGUUAUGUCAGAAAAAGGUUAAAAAAUAACAAAAAUUGAAAUUUUUUAGAUGUUUAAUACAAUUUCUGUAAAUUAAAGUUGAAUACUUUCAGUAAAAGUUCUUCCUCUUUCAAAUAAAUAAAAAAGGUUUGAGAGUUUUCCCGCAGGGCAUGUUUUUUUAGAAAAUAAACAGUAGCUCUGACAGCCUAAACACUAAAAGGUAUGGUUUUGUUACUGCAAUUGACUUCACUGUUUCUUAAGACACAUUUACAGUUGACUACAGAUUUCAGCAGCUUCUAGCCACAUUGCCACAGUUCACUUCAAUAACAAAACCAUAGUUUAAGUGUUGGCAUAUUAAAUGUUUUGGUUGUUGUGUAAAUUUCACGAUAUCUAAUUUUAUUUUUAAUUAAAGGCACGUUGCUUUAUACCCAUAUAAACCUCAAAAAGGUGAUGAGCUUGAAUUAAAACGUGGACAGUUGUAUAUGGUUACUGAAUGCUGUCAGGAUGGUUGGUAUAAAGGGACUUCAUUGAAAACUAAUUGUUCUGGUGUAUUUCCUGGAAACUAUGUGACACCUGCAAAGUAAAAUCUUAUUACUUAAUGUGCAUUUUUUUAAAAAAACAAAACGCUAAUUAUUAAUAUUUAUUAGAAUAUCUGUACGUUUGCAAAGUGGCAAAUCAAAUUCUAAUUCAUCAUCAGUUCACGAACAAAAAGAAAAUAAUUCAUCAUUUAAUGGCCAAGGAAAUGGUAAAAUAUACUUAUAUUGAUUUUCGUAAUUAUAAUAAUUUAAUUUGUAUUUUAGUAUUAAUAAAUGUAUAAUUACUAAAUAUUAUAUUUAAUUUAAAAUUUGAUUGUGUAUUUAUUAUUAUUUGUGUAGAAAGUUUUCAAAGUGAAAUAGAUGAAAGUUUACCCUUAUAUCCACCACCUGAACUUCCACCACGUAGCAGUAGUCCUUCUGUACACAGUCGUGUAUCUAGUUGGUUAUCUGAAAUGCCGUCAACAUCUUCUCGUAUUCGAUCAGCACCUACUCACAGUGUAAAAUCUAUGUGUUGCAAUACAGGUAUAAUAAUAUUAUUAAUACUUAAUGUAAGUUAUAUAUUAUUUAAAUAUACAUUUUUCAUUGAUAGCUUCAUCAAAUUCAGUUAAACCUAUAUCUACUUCACAUGAUAGAGAUCAAAUUGCUGCUGGUGCCUCUGCUUCAUCCACUGCUUCUCCAUCACAUUCCAUAAGUCCAGAAAAUGUAAACAUAUUAUAGACAUUAAAUCCUAUGGCCAUUAAAGUAAUAAAAUAUUCUUUUGUUAUUCUAGUUGGCUCAAAAACGAGUAAGGAAAAAAUGUUUUCUUACAAAUUCAGUGAUGCGUAGUUUUUCCAAUAUAAAAAUUAGAAAAUCUCCUCCCCCUGUGUAUUCUAUGGAUAAUCCUGUAUUUGAUGAUAAUUCGUCCAAUAAUGCUGUAGUUGCAUCAUCUCAACCUCCAGUUCACACUAGGUAAGAAGAUGAUACAUAUUAAGUAAUACCUAAUAUUUUUGUUGAGUGUAUGGCUGUCAGUCACGCUUUAUUAUUGUUUUAUGUACAUAGCACUUACUUUUGUGUUAUUGCUUUUGCAUGAUUCAUUUAAGAUCUGAUUCUUGUCCAUCAAAAUUAUUGAACGUAGAUGUUAUACAAAGAACCCAUGAUCAACUUCCAUUAAAAGUCAGAGGAAACCAUAAUUUUAAAAGGUGAGGAAAGAAUAUUAUGUUAAGAAUGGAAGCUUAUAUUUUAUUUUUAAUAACAUAAUUUAAUGGGGUAUAUUAUAAAAUUGUAAUACUUUGCUAAGAUCAUUAUUAUAAAAAUAAAAUAUCAGUUUUUACUACUUCUCAGCUGAUUUAUGUUACCAAAUUUUAGAUUCUGAAAAGAGCAAGGAAACAUGUUUCAAAAAAAAAAAUUGUUUGCACUAUCAAAAAAUACUCUACAUUUCAUAUAGUUUUCCUAUUUAUCUUGAAAAACAAGAAUUUUUUUUACCUAACAUUAAUUUUUACAUUAACCAAAUUGAAUGUUAUUAUAUACAAUUAACUUCCUAAUUUCUUUACAAAUUUUAAAAUAUUUCAAAUGUUUAUUAAGUUUGUCUACUAUGAUUUUUAUUUCCAUGGUUAGUAAUAUUGUUUAUUUUGUACUAAUAUUAGUCAGUUCAGAUUUACCAAUGAUAUGUCAGUUGAAUAUAUCAAGUCCGAUAAAUCAUAUUUAAAAUUGAUAUAUAAUUUUAACUAUAAUUUUAAUUUUAACUAAGAUUUACUUAUAUUUCUUAUUUGACUUCAAAGUAUUUGUUGAUUGCAGAAAAUCCAUAUGUAAAUCAGGGGUAGACUUAUUGAGAGGAAAUGAAAAAAAUAAAAAAAAUACCAUUUGUUUUUAAUAAUUAUUUAUUAUAUUUUUAUUAAUCUAUUUUUGAAAUGUGAUCCUAUAAUUAUCAUAUGGUUUAAAUCCCCAAAUCUCCCCCUGCAUUUUCCAUUUUCCAUAUGUUUUUAUAUAAAUAUAUAGAAAAAAAUCAUUAUUUUGCUAAAUAUUUUAAUAUACUAAAAUUUAUUUUAUUAUUCAUUUCUUAAAUUAUAGCUAUUUAAUAUUAUCUCCUUAAUUGUAUAGACUUUAAAUAAAAAUAUUAUUUUAUUUAAAAUUUAAAAAUAUUUGUUUUGAUUUGUAUAUGAUUAGUUUUGAAUUUAGUUUUGAGUACACAGUUUGUGCAGAAAUACUUAUAAGAACAAUAUAUGUAAUUUAAAUGUUUAAUAACCUGAAUUGUCUAUACAAAAUAAACAUUUUAACCAUACUUAUUGCUAAUAUUUGAAAUUAAAAUGUUAUUCAAUUUUUAGUGAACCACAAUCAAAUGGAUCAUCAGUUUUAAUACAUCAUCGUAAAUCACAUAGUUUAGAUACAAAUAAAGGAGUUUCUGUAGAUAUUAAGCCACACGAUCGAAAAAUAAAACAAAAUUCCCAGCAAACUAUGUAAGUUAAAGUAAAGUAAUUUAUUAGUAUUAGUUAUAUAGCUUAUAUGAUAAAUUACAUUUUCAGGUGUAGGUGUAUUGUUGCAUAUCCACCAAAUAGUGAGUAUGAACUAGAACUCCGAGUUGGAGAUAUUUUAUAUGUUCAUAAGAUUAGGCAAGAUGGGUGGUACAGGGGAACAUUAUUAAGAACUGGAAAAAGUGGAUUAUUUCCAUCAAGUUUUGUUGAAAAAAUCUAAUGAUUUUUGUAUCACCAUACCAACUGACUAGUUAUGUUAAGAAUUUUAGUCUCUGUUAACUUAACUAUUAGAAUGCUUAGUUAUUUACUAUGAUACAAUUAUCUCAGAAUUUGUAUACCACAAUUGUAUCAAUGGUGUAGUAAACAUUUUUACUCUCAUAACUUAUUUAUGUCCUGUAAUUAUUGAUGACUGCCUCAGUUAAAUUUAUUUCUAUGUCUUUUUAAAACUCAACAAAUAACAUUUUUCGUUCAUACAAAUUAUUAUUUUAUUUUAAAUUUCUAAUAAAUAUUUUAAAUAAAAUCCUUUUAGAUUGUCUUUCCUAUUAAUUUGUAUUGUGUUUAAUAUAAAAUUCUGACUACAUGAAUUUUUCAAUUAUAAAUUUAUUUUAGUAUUAAUCGAAAAGUACAAUUUUUUUUCAUUUUUACAGUACAUACUAAUACAAAAGACUAAUGUAAAUUGUAUCUAAUCAAAUGCUUAUUUUAGUAAAGGAAUAUAAAAACAUACUUCAAUUUCAACAUACCUCUAUAAAAUGUUGUAAGUUAUUUAUGUUUUUUGUUUGUAUUAUGUUUAUUGAGAUUUUUCAAAAAUAAAAACAUUUAAUUGAUAUAUUAUCAUAAGAUUGUGAAAUAACAAUGUAUUUCAUUAUUUGUCAGAUCAAAGACUUAACUAUUAGAUAUGAGUUAAGUGUUUUCAUGAAAUUGUUGUUUUUUUUUUCUUUUUCCAUACAUUUUAUUUGUAUUUAAAGCCGUUAUUGUUAACAAAUUACUUUUUAGCUAACAUUUUGAGAACAAUAUUAUUUUUUCUUUAACUAAGAAAUAUUCAGUCAGUUUUGUGAGUUACUCAAAUGUUACUAAAAUAAAAAGAAAUAAAAAAUAAUAUUAACUAUUUUUUAUUAAACUAACAAUAUGUUUUUUAUGUGAUUCCAACUAGUAACCAAAAUUAUUAUUGUUUAUUUAAAAAUGUAUACUUCAUUUUAUUGUUGUGUGCAGUUUACUUAGAAUAAGUAUUAGAUUAUAAGGAACUUAAAAAUAUAUAUAUAUUUUUUUUUUUUAAAGAAAAAAAAAACAAAUCCUUUUUUUACUUGAAUAUUUGUUAAAACAACAAUGGACCAUAAGACCAUAGGCCACACAAUGUUUUAUAAAGUAUUUCAAUUUUUAUAUGAAAAAAUUUAAAAGUAAACAUAUGUUGUGGUAAAAAUAAAAUUAUGAUUUAACUGGUAAAUCCUAGAUUUUAACAAUCACUGUUGCUAAUUGUGUUAGAAAUUCAGACUUCUACUUAUUGAUUUUGACACAACUUAUGAUAUACAAAUUUGUUGAACCCCAAAUGAAAAGUUAUAAUAGUUUAUUAUAGUUUGAGAUAUUUGAUUAUAGGAUUAUGAUUAAUCUUAGGAUAAACAAUCAAAGGUUUAAUAAAAUAAUUUUGUUUCAUAUAUGUAUAUAUAACAUUUCUGGUGUUUUUUUCUUUCUUUGUUUGCAUGUUAUUAUUUACAAAAAAAAACCUGAAAAUUAUCAUUAUUGUAAAUUACUCUAAAAUGCAUAUUCAUAAUUUGAAUAUCUACGAAGAGUAGUAUUCAUACUUUACCAUAACAUAUAUUGUACAUAAUAUGUUUUUUUUAGCUUGAUAGAAUACAAAAUAAAAUAAUUUACAAGGGAUUAAUCAUUUUAUAAUGCUGUGUUAAACGUUUAUUAGUAUUAUGUGUACGCAAAUCAAUUGUUUUACUGGUUAUGAAAUUCAGCAAAAUAUUAAUGUUUUCCCUCAGAUUGAAAGUAACUAUAAUUGUGUGGCCAAAACUACUAUUUAAUCAAAAAACAAAUGUGUUAAUUUAAAUUUGUUAUUGAUUUUAAAUAUUUGUCAUUACUGUGUUUUAUAUUUAAUUAUAACUUAGUUGUCUUAAAUGGUUGUAUUUAUAAAUAUUCAAUUUUAUAGAUUGAUUUACUAAAGAAAUUUAAAUUAAAUGUUACAAUGUUAAAAAUAAAACCUCAAUUAUUUGAUUUUAGAGACUUAUUAAUCACUCAUCUAGAGCUAUUAUUUUAUUAUAAGUUAAUAAAUAUUUUAUAGAUUUUAAAGUUAAUAAAAUCACUAUAUUUUCAAUUAUUUUAUUCAAAUUUGAUCUAUAUUUAACAACUUUAUUGCUACUUUAAUAUUGUGAUAUUAUUACUAUAACUUCUAUUUAAAACCUCUUGCUGUACAAUUCAUUAUAAUUUCCUUUCCUAAUCAUUGUUAUGUAAUUUUUAUUUAUUACAAUUUAUUGUAAUAAAAACUAUUGUGAAUUUUACAAAAUUUAAUUGUUCAAAAUUAUUUCAGUAUUUAAUGCAUUAUUAAUAUAUCUAUACUAUUUAUUAUCUUUAGAGUGUUAAGUAAAUUAAUAAUAUCUAUUAGUAAAUGUGAAGUACAAUAUUUUAUAGUUAAAAAAAGUAGUAACUGAUUAAUUUAUAAUAAAAUAAUUGCUCUAUAAUUAAUUAGAAUUAAAAACUAUUUUAGUGUGCUUAAUAUGAAUUAUUAUUUUAGUUUAAUUAAUAUUGUUGGAAUGCAAUAAUAACCAACAGACUGUUCUUGAUCAAUUUUCUAGUUAAACAAUAUUUAAAUUAAAACUAAUUAGAAUACAAAAUAUGUUAGUGUAGUUAAACUAAUAUGAUUAUAUCCUUUGUUUUUUUUUUUUUAUAUGUAUAACAUUAUGGCUUAAAAUUGUUCAUGUAUUAGUACAUAAAGGUUUGUGAUUUAUAUUAUGAUAUAUAAUAAAUAAUAUGUUAUAAUAAUUAUAACCAUUACUGGUUAACUUAACCAUUGCUGAUCAAAAUAAUCA